UUCGGAAAACCCCCGACGCACCGACCGCCGUGCUAUUUAUCACAUUCGAGCCGUCCAGCGGAAGAAACCGAAACCUGCUUCUCCUCUCUCUCUCUCUCUCUCGCAUUCUUCUUCUUCCUCCUCUUGUUUUGUAUCUUCUUCGGUUUCUCCAUCUCCGGCUCCGCCAACUUCAUAUUUGUCGUCGCUCGGAUCCUUUCUGGUUCUAGCGCGAGACAUGGUGACAGUUUGCCAGACAUGUGGUGUAUCAGGCUAUGCCGAACUUCUUGUAUUUUGCAACAACUGUCAGAUUUCUGCUGAGCACAGAUAUUGUUUGGAUAAGUUGCCUAGUCAGCAUGAAGUGAUAAGUUGGUCCUGUGAACAAUGCAAGCCUAGGCCAUCCAUGGUCAAGCCAACCCAACGUAGAACCACGAAACACUUGAAGUGUCAGUUUAAGCAAACGAAAAGGAUCGCUAGCAUGGAGAAUAUACGGAAAAGACAUGAGAAUAAUGCAGGCUUUCCCCGGUCAUCUCUAAUGCGAUUUGAGAAACACUCAAAGAAUAAGAGGAGAAAAUUGAUAUUGCUGGAGAAUGAAUCUGCUGAAGCAACUAAAGACAAACUUUUAGAAGUAGAAAUUCCAAAGAAUUUGACUAUACCAAGGGGAAGAUUAAUUUCGGACGGGGGACAUUUGGAUGAAGAGAUUCUUGCAAAUUCUACUUGCCAAAAUUCUCCUGUUAAAAAUUCUUGUCAAUUGCUAGCACUCUCGCAAGUAGAAAUAGAAAAAACUAGACAAAACACUUUUCUCUCUUUUGACUUAUUGGUGCAACUCCUUGGCUGUCCUAUUUGGAGCGGAUGCUUUGAUGUUUGCCAUGAGAAAUUGGGUCCAUUAAAAGCUUGUCUGUCAAUUAAAGCGUGUGAGAAGGUUUGUAACAUAGUGACUAAGUUGCCACCAGUGCUGCAAAUGACAAAGCUCUCAAGAAAUGAAUGGCCUACAAGUUUCAAUAAUUCACCACCAAAUGAUGACAGCAUUGCUCUCUGUUUCUUUUCAGAAAAUUCGAAUGCAGGGGCAGCACUUCAUAAUCUAUUGGAUCACAUCACUAUGAAGGAUCUUGCCUUGAGGGUGGUGCUUGAUGAAGCUGAGAUGCUUGUAUUUUCCUCCAUUAUACUGCCAGAAUAUUGUCAGAGAUUUGAAGAAAGAUACUAUAUGUGGGGUGCCUUCAGGAGUCGGCAAGAUAACUCUGAGCCUUGUGCUCCAACCAAUAAUUGUCUAGAUUCCCAUAAAGUGCGAACGAUAAGACAUUUUCCACCUGGAUUUAGGCAUGCAACAGAACAGUGUGAUAAUGCUGAAAAGAUAAAAACAAGAGAUUUUCCACCUGGAUUUACGCAUGCAACUGAGCAGUGCAAUAAUGCUGAAAAUUGUAAUAUUGUGGAGCAAUCGGUUGAUAAAUCUAAGAAUUCAAAAAACCGCGACUGCAGUCAAAGUGCAUGCUCCGAGAAUCAAGUUAACAUAGAUAUAAACUUGCACCACCACCCAGCGCAAAUUUGUCCUAAACCUACUGCAGAUGAAAAAAUGUCUCAGAACACUAACUUGGAACAUGUAUCUGAUUCCGAAAGGAGAGAGUACAAUGGAAGUGCAUGCUCCAAGAGUCAAGUUAACAUCCAUUCGAACAUGCAUCACAGUGAUGUGCCAAUAUGUUCUCAUCCUACUGCUGAAGGAAUAUCUCGGAACAGGAACUUUGAGCAUACUUCUGAUUCCAAAAGGCCAGAGUACAAUGGAAGUGAAUGUUCCAAGAGUCCAGUUAACGUCAGUUCAAACAUGCAUCACCACCCAGAGCAAAUUUGUCCUAAUCCUUGUGAUGAAGGAAGAACGUCUGGGAACAGGAUUAUUGUUCAUGCAUCUGAUUCCAAAAGGCUAGACUCUGAGAAUCAUAUUAAUAUCAAUUCAAACAUGGAUCACCUCCCUGUGCAAAUUUGUCCUAAUCCUCCUGCAGAAGAAAGAGCAUCUGGGAACAGGAACUUUGAGCAUGCAUCUGAUUCAAAAAAGCAAAAUUACGAUGGAAGUGCAUGCUCCAAGAGUCAAGUUAACAUUCGUCCGAAUAUUCAUCACCAGAUAUUGCCAAUUUAUACUAAUCCUACUGCAGAAGAAAGAAUGUCUCAGAACAGGAACUUUGAGCAUGCAUCUGAUUCCAAAAGACUAGAGUAUAAUGGAAAUGCAUGCUCUGAGAGUCAAGUUAAUAUCAAUUUGAACAUGCAUCCUCAUCCAGGGCAAGUUUGUCCUAAUCCUUCUGCCGAGCAAAGUACACCUCAGAACACGAAUUUUGCACAUGCAUGUUUUUCCAAAAGGCGAGACUGCAGCAGAAGUUUAUCACCAGAGAGUCAAGUAAACAUCGACUUAAACAUGCAUCACCAUCCAGUGCAAAUUUGUCCAAAUCCUACCAUAGAAGAAAGAAUGUCUCAGAACAGAAAUAUUGCCAAUGCAUCUGAUAAUUGUUAUGAUUUUAUCACAGAUGAUUGUAGGACUGUCAAGCAGCAAUUAGCUAACAACUCUAAUAGUCUGGAAGAGAGAGUAGUACAAUGUCUUGACGGAAAUCCAUUUUCUGAAAUCAGUGAUGACAGCUCUAAUGAAAUCACAAAAGACAGGAAACUGCCCAUGCUGGAUUCUUUGGAAUAUCAGGGAAAGCAUGAUCAACAUAAUAAUGCCAUCGACAAGCAUACAUCCACUGGAAAAAUGCCACAACUGGGAAAAGAAUUGGUAAAUCUUAGAAUGACAGAGAACCCGGUUGCAUGCAUACUCGAUGCUCACAAGCUUUUUGGUUUCAAUUAUCUUGACUGGCUAAGAAAUCUGAAAAUUGUUCUUAAUUUUGAGAAAUUAACCUAUGUACUUGAACACAGCCCCCCUGCCAGUGUGAAUGAUGAUGCCACUGAGGAAGAAAAGAUCACUUUACAAAAGUGGCGAGAUGAUGAUUUGAAGGCUAAAUAUUAUAUGAUUGCGUCAAUGUCUGAUGAGCUUCAAAAGCAAUAUAAAAACUUAUCACACGCUUAUGAGAUUCAUGUUCGCUUAGACAAGUUGUAUGGUGCAAAAUCUCGUAUUAGAAGAUAUCAGAUCUUAGGGGAUCUCAUUCAGACUCGCAUGAUAGAGGGAUCUUCAGUACAUGAUCAUGUUAUAAAGAUGAUCAAUAUGGUGGAGAAGUUAGAGGAUCUCGGAAUUGGUAUGGACAGCCACUUGUACAUUGAUUUAAUCUUGCAGUCUCUCCCAGAAUCAUUCAAUCAGUUCAUAACCAACUUCCUGAAAAAUAGAAUUGAGACAUCUUUGCGUGGACUUCUAAAUAUGUUGAAUAAUGCUGAGUUGACUAUCAAAAGAGAAGCAUCUGACAUGCUAAAAGGUUCGUCCAAACCCAAAGUUGUAGAGGAAAGUUUCCAAAAGAAGAAAUCUCCUAAUAUUAAAACUGAGAUCAGGAUGACCAAGCCACGUGUGCAGUCUGAGGCAAAAUGUUUUCAUUGUGGUAAACUUGGACAUCUGAAGAGAAAUUGCAGACAAUUUAUUACAAAGCUAAACAAGGAAAAAUCUAGAUCCAGGUGACGAUAAGAGGAAGCUCUCACUAAGUAGUCCUUCACGUAGCGUCAUCAAAGGUUAUUUAAAAGCAAGCAUGCGGUUAUACACUCACGUGCUUUCUUUUGCUCUGUAACUUUUUGCUGUGUACAUAAAGUAACUAGAAUAUUUUCUCUACUCUCAAGUCAUCUAAUUUUUUGUUCUAAUGAUUAGAAGAGAGAAAAAAAUGAAAAGAUGUUCCAUCA
Messenger RNA from Zingiber officinale, 3771 nucleotides. RefSeq lists its product as uncharacterized. Gene Ontology annotation, molecular function: zinc ion binding; nucleic acid binding. Bases 215 to 3556 code for a protein of 1113 amino acids. The record is from RefSeq and is a predicted model, not a curated record. The transcript is spliced from 8 exons. NCBI's taxonomy places the organism in Eukaryota, Viridiplantae, Streptophyta, Magnoliopsida, Zingiberales, Zingiberaceae.